AUGCAGCAUCAUGAUACUCCUACAAAGACUGAGGCUGAGAAAGAACUUCAUAGCUUGCUAAACUACAAAUAGUCUUAUUUCUUGUUCAACGACACUGAAUAUGUAUUCCCAAAGCUUAAUCUAAAAAAUAAGACAAACAUUCCAAUUGGCCCAAGUGAAGACUAUUGCAUUCAUCUAUGGUGGAGACAACAAAAUAGAGAUAAAACCUAUGAUCAGCCAUUUUUAAAUGUGACUGAGCUACCUAAAUGCGAGAAUAGUAAAUAGCAAACAAAAUAUAAAUGGGGGCUAAAUGAAUUUGAUCAUGGUGUAAGUUUCUAAGCUUGGAGAGAAACAUAAUAAAAACUAUGGUGUGCUAACUUUAGCUGUGAAUAUGAUUGUUCUUUCCAUGGCGGUAUUUAUAGAAAUGGCACUUGCUAUAAGUAUGAGAUACUAAGAAGACUAUGCAUCAAAAUAGACUUUGAUAGAGACUCUAAGGAAGAUUAGAUAGAAUUCUAAGGAGGGUGCUAUGAGUCAGAUGAGGUAGGAUUAUAUGAGCAAGCAAAGCCAAACGAAACUUAUUCGCUUGAAUACAUCCCGCUUGAAGUUAGGCAUAAGUAAGAUCCAUAUAUAGUCUAUGCUGAGAGUCAUUAUAACCUGGGGAGAGAUCUCAGUAUCUUCUUCUGGCUAUCAGUGGGAUGCCUUGCAUCUUCCCUAUUUUUAACUGUUCUUCUAUCAUUCUGCUUCUGCUUUAUCAUAAAAAAUAGUGAUAGAAAUAAUAGAAAAUAUGUAAGAGAGGAUCUCAAUUGA
This is a messenger RNA of Stylonychia lemnae, 786 nucleotides long. The record is from the annotation of a GenBank genome assembly. Lineage: Eukaryota; Ciliophora; Spirotrichea; Sporadotrichida; Oxytrichidae.